Molecule: messenger RNA, 2051 nt
Organism: Phalaenopsis equestris
Lineage: Eukaryota; Viridiplantae; Streptophyta; Magnoliopsida; Asparagales; Orchidaceae
Product: zinc finger protein CONSTANS-LIKE 9
Molecular function (GO): zinc ion binding; protein binding
Source: RefSeq, a predicted model, not a curated record
UUCACUUCAUCUCUCCCUUCCCUUCAUCCACUGCCAUCUCGCUAUCUCACCCCAUUUUCUUCUUCCCCGGAACCCUGCAGGAUGAGUCGAACCUCCCUGAGUCUCUCUUAUCUGUUUCCCAUCUUCUGCUAACCUUUCUUCACUUCUUUCCCGUUACUGUAAGUUGUAAUCAAAGUGGCUUGGUGGGGAGUGGUGGAGAUGCGCCUCCCGGUGGUUCUUAUCAAUCGAUAUUUUGCAAAGUUUUUUAAAGUUUUCAUCAAGAACUGUUCUGCAAGUUAAGGGGAUAGUGGAUUUUGUCCUGAUUUCUGUCUGAUUUUCCUCAAGAACCAUGGGCUCUUAUUGUGACUUUUGUGGAGAUCAAAGAUCAAUGGUGUACUGUAGAUCAGAUUCUGCAUCCUUAUGCUUGUCUUGUGAUCGAAAUGUUCAUUCUGCUAAUGCGCUUUCAAGGCGUCACUCUCGAACUCUUUUAUGUGAUAGAUGUUAUUUGCAGCCGGCAACAGUUAGAUGUAUUGAAGAGAGCAUUUCACUUUGUCAUAAUUGUGAUUGGAAUGGACACAGUUCUUUCACUUCAGCUUCAGGACAUAAAAAGCAGACAAUUACUUGCUACUCGGGCUGUCCAUCAGCUGCAGAGCUUGCCAAUUUAUGGUCCUUUGUUUCGGAAUUUCCUCCAAUGGCAGAUUCUAGCUGUGAGCAGGGAAUGGGUUUAAUGAGCAUCAAUGAGAACAGCGCCAGUACUUAUUGGGGACCCCUUCCAAACAGUUGUAAUGCAGAUAUUGACAAUAUAAGCAAAAUUAACAAUCUUGAGAAUCAGAAUAAACAGAAUUUUCAUAUUGGUUCUGCUACAUCUUCUCCAACUCCUAUGAUAUGCAGCGCUGAUCAAGAAGCUGGUUCGGUCGAUUCGACACCACCUGAGCCUUCCAAUGCUGGAAUGAAGGAUACUGAAAAUGACAAAGAUGGUUUCUACAAUGGUUUUUCUGGAAAUGUUGACUUGAGUUUUGAGAACUAUGAAGAAUAUUUCGGCACAUCUCAUACACAUGCAGAGAAGCUUUUUGAUGAUGUAGGGAUUGACAGCUUUUUUGAAAUGGAAAGUUCUGCUGCCAAUUCCAACUGUCAGGGUGAAUUUGCUGCUGAGGCCAAAUCCCUGCACACAACCUGCAGUAAUGCUGUAUCUGCUGAUUCAGUGAUGUCAACCCCGGUGGCGAAAGCAAACUCUAGCGUGUUGGUUCCGGCAAGACAAGCUCAUUCCAUUCCUGCUUAUCCGUCUUUUUCUGGUUUGACCGGUGAGAGCAGUGUUGGAGAUUAUCAAGAAUGUGGGGUGUCUCCAAUGCUUCUUGUGGGUGAAACUCAAUGGUAUGCGCCUGGUCCUGAGAGCUCAAUAAAGGCAGCAAACAGGGGUAAUGCUGUCAUGCGUUACAAAGAGAAGAAGAAAGCGCGGAAGUUUGAGAAAAAAAUAAGGUAUGCCUCACGCAAAGCUAGAGCAGACAUUAGAAGGCGGGUGAAGGGAAGAUUCGUCAAAGCUGGUGAAGCUUAUGAUUAUGAUCCGCUAUGCCAGACCUGAAGCUGUUGAAUCUCCAACUUAUAUGUUAAAUCUUCCCUCUUCUUUUCACCAUGUCCUUCCUGCACUGGUGGCAACCGGUAAUACUGCUACUUCUAACAGCUCAUCUGGAAUUGCAAUUUUUGCUUGGUUUCUUUGUUUUGAGGGGCCAUUGUUGAGGGAAGGUGCAAAUAUCAGAAGUAUUUUUCUGCAAAUAUUGGCAGAAUCCUGAAACGACCAACUGGUGGUUGUUCUCAUCAUUCUCUCUUUAAACCAGUAUCUAUUGUGCUUAGCUCUUAGCUCUUAGCUCGCUUUUUUACUGUAGUUGUAUUGUGUAAUUUUUGUUCGUCUUCAGCAUAAAAUUUGUAAAGCGCAUACUGCUUAUUGUGAAAAAUUGUGUAUUCAGCAUGUGAGAGAAACACAUCUAUUGUAUUAGAAGGCUUGAAUAAGAACUUGUAUAGUUGGGUUAACUGUAUUUUUUUUGGCUGUAGAAAAUCAUUGUAAUUUACACUCUGUC